Molecule: messenger RNA, 735 nt
Organism: Fraxinus pennsylvanica
Lineage: Eukaryota; Viridiplantae; Streptophyta; Magnoliopsida; Lamiales; Oleaceae
Source: the annotation of a GenBank genome assembly
AUGGAGUCGGAGAAGAAACCGCCGGCAGUAUCUGAUGUGGGCGCAUGGGCAAUGAAUGUUAUCAGCUCUGUUGGAAUCAUUAUGGCCAACAAGCAACUCAUGUCAUCCAGCGGCUAUGCUUUCAGCUUUGCUACUACAUUGACUGGUUUUCACUUUGCUGUUACCGCACUUGUUGGUAUGGUCUCCAGUGCCACAGGCCUUUCAGCAUCAAAGCACGUCCCUUUUUGGGAACUUCUCUGGUUCUCAAUUGUUGCCAAUAUGUCAAUCACAGGGAUGAAUUUAAGUCUCAUGCUAAACUCAGUUGGAUUUUACCAAAUAUCAAAAUUGAGCAUGAUUCCGGUGGUCUGUGUGAUGGAAUGGAUUCUUCACAGUAAGCGUUACUCAAAAGAAGUUAAGAUGGCUGUUGUGGUUGUGGUUAUAGGUGUUGGUGUUUGCACUGUAACUGAUGUUAAAGUUAAUGCCAAGGGUUUUCUCUGUGCUUGUGUCGCAGUUUUGUCAACAUCACUGCAGCAAAUUUCAAUAGGUUCUCUGCAGAAAAAGUACUCUAUUGGAUCGUUUGAACUGUUAAGUAAAACCGCUCCUAUUCAAGCUGGUUCUCUUCUUGUGUUUGGUCCUGUAGUGGACUAUUAUCUCGCUGGAAAGUUAAUUUUGGACUACAAGUUUUCUACUGGAGUCAUCGUAAGCACCUAUUUCUCACUUACUCAGCUCGAUUCUUUACAUUUGAGUACACUGUAG